UGUGCGUGAUUUAAACCCGAACUGCGCUCUAAAUGUCCAGCAAAAAUGAGCUGAAAUCGGACGCCUUACCUCGGGCAAUGUAGUCCGGAACCGUCCUCGUACCCUGUGGAGGCCUACCGUACCCAGGGCUCCCGAUGUUCUCGCUGCGCAUAGUGACAGUGGACCACUACCUGGCAGCUCCGGUGCCCCGGCUGGAUCCCGGAUUCUCCAGGCUGGGAGGAUGGGAGGUCUGGAAGGUGCCCGUCAUACGCAUCUUCGGGGUCACCUCCGGCGGGCAGAAGGCAUGCCUGCACGUGCACGGGGUGUUCCCCUACCUGUGCGUGCCGUUCGACGAGGACUCCGGAGAGCGUGCGGACAAGUUUGCGCCCAUGCUCGCCUCGGAGCUGGACCUGCUGCUGAACACGGCGGCGGGGAGGGCGGCCAGCAGGCAGCGCCACGUGCAUCACGUCGAGGCCUUCAGGGGCACGCCCCUCUAUGGCUUUCACAACAAGGAAAGGACCUUUUUGAAGAUCUACCUCUACAACCCGUACUCCGUGAAGAAGGUUGCCGAUCUUCUCCUCUCCGGCAUGGUGCUGAAGAAGGUGAUGCAGCCGCACGAAGCCCACAUCCCUUUCGCUUUGCAGUUCCUUAUUGACCAUAACCUACACGGGAUGAGCUUUGUGAAUGUGGGGAAGUUCAAGUUUCGGCGGGCCAACUUAGAUCUGGACUCCUCCAAACUGCCAGUCCGGAACUCAAGAUCUGACACGCACGUCUGGGUGCUGCGGGAUAUGCCUCCGGACAUGUUCCUUGACCUGCAGGUCCAGAAGCAGACCACAUGCGAACUCGAACUUGACUGCUCCUCGGAGGACAUCGUCAAUCCCAGGGAUGCGGACAAAGGUGAAAUGAACCCAGGCCUGUCCGCCCUGUGGCGGGACGAAGAGGAGAGGAGGGCGAGGCGAGGGGAUGCCUCCACCCUCGUGGCACCCCUCUCUCACGAUCGCCUGGGUGUGAUGAAGACCGACAGUGAGCUGUUCUACAUCAGGAAGUUGGACAAACUUUUGAGGGCUGCACAGUCUACUGAUAGGUAA
Messenger RNA from Ixodes scapularis (black-legged tick), 1067 nucleotides. Its product is annotated as DNA polymerase zeta catalytic subunit. Gene Ontology annotation, cellular component: nucleus; zeta DNA polymerase complex. Lineage: Eukaryota; Metazoa; Arthropoda; Arachnida; Ixodida; Ixodidae. Gene Ontology annotation, biological process: error-prone translesion synthesis; double-strand break repair via homologous recombination. The record is from RefSeq and is a predicted model, not a curated record. Bases 135 to 1067 code for a protein of 310 amino acids. Gene Ontology annotation, molecular function: DNA-directed DNA polymerase activity. The transcript has 9 exons.